Messenger RNA from Lactuca saligna, 987 nucleotides. Lineage: Eukaryota; Viridiplantae; Streptophyta; Magnoliopsida; Asterales; Asteraceae. The record is from the annotation of a GenBank genome assembly.
AUGGCAUCAUCGGCGCGUGAAGAAAACGUCUACAUGGCGAAACUUUCCGAACAGGCGGAGCGUUACGAAGAAAUGGUUCAAUUCAUGGAGAAAGUUUCCGCCGCUGUCACGGACUCCGAAGAACUUACAAUCGAGGAACGCAACCUCCUCUCCGUCGCAUUCAAGAACGUCAUCGGCGCCCGCCGCGCUUCGUGGCGUAUCAUCUCAUCGAUCGAACAGAAGGAGGAGUCUCGCGGCAACGCCGACCACGUAUCUGUGAUCAAGGACUACAGAUCGAAGAUCGAGAAGGAGCUUUCCGACAUUUGCGAUGGGAUUUUGAAACUGCUCGAAUUGAGACUCGUUCCAUCCGCCGCCUCCGGUGAUUCGAAGGUGUUUUAUCUGAAGAUGAAGGGAGAUUACUAUCGCUACCUCGCUGAGUUUAAAUCAGGCGCUGAACGUAAAGAGGCCGCAGAGAACACUCUCACUGCCUAUAAGGCCGCUCAGGAUAUUGCUAACACUGAACUUGCAUCAACACACCCAAUCCGACUUGGACUUGCUCUUAACUUCUCAGUCUUUUACUAUGAGAUUUUGAACUCACCAGAUCGUGCCUGUAGUCUUGCUAAACAGGCCUUUGAUGAAGCAAUUGCUGAGCUGGACACAUUAGGAGAGGACUCCUACAAAGACAGCACUUUGAUCAUGCAACUCCUUCGUGACAAUCUUACAUUGUGGACCUCUGAUAUGCAGGAUGAGGGAGGAGAUGAAAUUAAGGAAUCAGGUGCUUCCAAACAAAGUGAAGGGGAAAAACAGUAGUGAUGUUUUUUUUGAUAAAGUUAAGGUUUUUGUUUUGUUUACGUUUUCUAUUAGUAGGAAUGUGAUUGAUUUAUUUUCUCUUUAUUAGGUUCUACUUACUAUUACUAUUGAAUGAAUUUUCAAUGCUCAGUUUUGUCAUGUCACAUGUGAUGAUUUCUUGUUGUUAUUGAAGUUAGCUGAAUGAGUUAUUGAUUUGCA